This is a messenger RNA of Penicillium alfredii, 1713 nucleotides long. RefSeq lists its product as uncharacterized. The record is from RefSeq and is a predicted model, not a curated record. The transcript is spliced from 3 exons. NCBI's taxonomy places the organism in Eukaryota, Fungi, Ascomycota, Eurotiomycetes, Eurotiales, Aspergillaceae. Bases 1 to 1713 code for a protein of 570 amino acids.
AUGUUGCUUGGUUUAUUUGAGUCCAGUGCUGUAUGGAAACAAGGCGAAGAGCAGGGAAAAUGUGGGUUCCGUGCGGAGGAUCGACGUGGGUCCAAGUUGAUCGGCGUCACUGAGCUGCCAUUCCUCCACUUCCCCCAGGAACCCCCAGGACGCGUUGCAACGCGUGGGUCGGCACACAAAAACCCUGAUUAUUUCAUCCUCAUUUUGACCAUGGAGCAGAAACUACCACAGGGUCUGGUGACAAUAUCCAGCAUCUCCCCUGCGGAGAUGUCGGGACCUGAACAGUUGGACAACUCGGUCAUCAAGAAUUUAUGGCAAGUAUAUUAUCUCUCACGGCAGGCCAGCAACGAUCAAACCGAGAACAGGCUGGAGUAUCUCUUUUGGAGGAUCUGGGGAAAUGCGCAUCUCUUGAGGAGCAUCGACGUGAAGACUUUGGACCGUCUGGUGAUGGGCAUAAUGGCGGAGCAGGCAUUCAAUCAACCAGCCACCGGUUUUUUGGCGAGGACAAAGCAGGAAAGGCUGCCUGUCAUCGAGACCAACAACUCUCUCCACUCUAUCCUCAAAAAGCCAAAGACCCCGCAAAGCGAGCCACAGAAGACAACGCGCCUCCUCAUCGAGACGCCGGACGGGGAAAGCAUCACUCGCAACCCGUCCAACCCACUCACUCCAAGCAUGCCAGAUUUCCACACCAAGGACAAUCCUGCGAAGGCGCAGGGCCACAAAACCUACUUCACAGCCCCCCGUAAUGGGAAGGGCACAAAACGUCGCCCCCAGUUCCCACGCCGCAAGCCAUCGCAGGUCUCUAUCCCCAAGUCAUCACAAGCAGCCGCCCCCAAAUCUCUUUCUCCUAAACAGCGGAAUGGUCACGCAGCAUCACCCGAGCAAUUGGAAGAAGUGUCCGAGGACGACGAAUCAGCCGAUGCACAGAAAACUGAGGAUAUGGAGUUUCCGUUCGAGCCAUUUGAGCCUCUUUGCGAGGACGAGCCCGCCCAAGGAACACAGCUCACCACCCCUUCAGAAAAGUUCAUCAGCACCAGCUGGACGGGAGUGAACUCGAUUGGAGUGCCCGUGCCCGUGCCCGAGCUGCACAGUCAGCUGGGGACACCUCAAGACGCCGGCCUCGCCUCCAACAAACUAAACCCAUCUACCCAGCAGGCGAUCAGCCCCGCAGUUUUUACAAUCACCGACAAACAGGACCCCAUCCUAUCCCAGGAACUAGAAACGGUUGGUGAUGGCCCCAAAUCACAGGAAGAAGCGACCACUGAGCCCCAAACCCCCAGGUCCUCUGAGCAGCCCGUGCUCCCCAUUGAGUGCCUCGUGGCGCAAGCCACCGAUGUCCCCGGUUUCCCCGGUGCACAGUACCUCCCCAUGCCCGAAGAGAUGCUCAACUAUCUUGCUGCCAUUAUCACCGAACCCGAACCUCUCCCUAAACACACUCUGAUCCCCGUCACUCGCUGGUUCCGAUUCGGGAGUACCUGGGUUCCGCUUCAUCCACGCCAUUACGUGAGUGAUCUUGAGAAGGUAAUCAACGAGCCCUCUCCGCUUCAGCAGCCCUCGACAAAGCCACUUGUGAGGAAGGGGUUCCGGACACGGUUUGCAAAUGCGCAGAAACGGUAUUCUGCGACGACUCUUGCUACUAUAAUCAAUCCAGGGAAAAAGAAUGAUGAGUGGCAGGACGAGCCUGAUGUUCUUGCUCUGGAUUUCAAGACAUGA